Sycon ciliatum is the source of this 1758-nucleotide messenger RNA. RefSeq lists its product as uncharacterized. The transcript is spliced from 2 exons. Lineage: Eukaryota; Metazoa; Porifera; Calcarea; Leucosolenida; Sycettidae. Gene Ontology annotation, molecular function: catalytic activity. The record is from RefSeq and is a predicted model, not a curated record. Bases 1 to 1758 code for a protein of 585 amino acids.
AUGAAGGGUAGCAAGAAUCUUCGCAUUCUCUGCACAAACGCUUUCGGCCUAGCCAGCAAACUUCCCGACCUACAGCACGCACUCCUGCAGCAUCACCCCGACGUAGCAAUUGUGACAGAAACGAAGUUCACUGCGGAGAAAGUGCUUCCCUCUGACAUCAGCUUCCCUGGAUACAGCUCACCACUUCGGUUGGACAGAACGGCACAUGGGGGAGGGGUAGCCAUCUGGGUGAAGUCGUCACUCCCCUCCAUGCUGAUCCCUGACCUCAUGUCCCCCGCACAUGAGAUCAUCUGGGUUUCUCUCCAGCUGGCCCCAGGUCUCCGCACCGUCUUGGGAGCAGUGUAUCGGCCAGGGUCCUGUGCCCCUGGCGAUCUUACCUUAAUCGAUCAUCUCGACAACAUCCUCCCAGAAGCUAGACACCAGGGCUCCCACAUUAUCCUAGCUGGCGAUUUCAACGUGCACAACCGGGCUUGGCUGAACAGCUCGAAAUCUACGCCUGCAGGCGAGGCUCUCGAAGAUACCUGCGCUGCCCAUCUUCUUGUCCAGCAUGUCACAGUACCGACUCGUGGAGACAACCCGCUAGAUCUCAUAAUGUCAACGUUCACGUCCCCAGUAACUACACAUAUACUUCCGCCCCUCGGUCGAUCUCACCAUGCAGUUGUACUGUCAGACUUUUCUUCCGUGCUCCCUAGACGUGAACCCCCUGUUAAGCGAACAGUAUUUCGCUACAACAGGGCAGACUGGGAUCGCCUUAGGGCGCACCUUCGCAACGUGGAAUGGGGUGAUAUCAUCACGGAGGACCCAGAAACUUCCUGUGAGCAGGUUACCGCUUCAAUUACUGCAGCUGUUGCACAGUUUGUCCCAUCCAAAGUUCUGGAAACGAGGCCUUCCGAUCCGGUAUGGUGGACGCCUGAAUGCACAGAGACCGAGAGGGAGAAGGACAAGCGCUGGCGCGACUGGAGAAAACACCCUUAUGACCCAGCACUUCAGCAGGCAUUCACCGAUUCCGUGACUGUAGCGAUCGCCACCCAGUUCCGAUCACGACGUGCAAAGGAGGACAGCCUCCGUCGCAGCCUCUCAACUGGGUCCCUCAGAGACAAACAGGGGUGGACGAAGUUGAAGAACGCUGCUGGCAACCGCACACAGCCCGAAAUUCCCCUAGUUGUCGACUCUGACGGCCGUGAGUGGGCAACAAGCUCAGAGAAAGCAGAGGCAUUCGCUCGCUUCUUCUCGAAGAAAUGUAGCGUUGCCGGUCCGGACCUUGUGGAGGCUGACCUACCGGACCCUGCUCCCUCAGAGGCUCCACCUCUUCGCACCAUCCGCUUCCGCCCACAGGCUGUCCGCCGACUCCUGGCAAGGCUCGACGUCUCCAAGGCUACCGGGCCUGACGACGAGGCCGAUGUAGAUGUCAAUACCAAAGACACGUCUGUUAAUGGCAUUGCCUGCUGCGAUGAUGCUCCAUUUCCAAUAGCUGUUGAUGUUGAUGAUGAGGAUGAGGAGGAGGAGGAGGGAGAUGAGGAAGAUGCCGACGACGACAAUGACGACAAUGACGGAGACGAUAAUGACUCUGCCAACCUCGCCCUAGAGCGAGUCACUGGUCUCGCAGACACACCAUCCGGUGGCUUCUUCGGUGGUCGGCCACGCUUUCUGCCACCGGAGGUGGACACAACGGAUGACAGUAGCGAGGAAGUCAAAGAAGACGAAACCGAAGAUACCAACGAUGAUGACGGGAUAGAAGGAAGAGGCGGUAAAGACUAA